UAACAGUAAUGUUACAUAAAUAUUAUUAUCAAAAUGAACACGAUAAAUAACAAUUUCAGUUGCCCCUUAAAGGCUGCAUCACACCAAGCAUAAAUAUCUGGAGAGGAGGAGAAGUCAGGCGUGCUACAAUUCCGACAAAAUACUCUCCUUUAAUUUUUAUUUACUAUCCAAAAAGUACAUUCCUUAAACCUAUCCUUUCCAUUCCAGUAAACUCGCUUGGUCCUUUCAUAGAGAGAAACAGUUCGCAUACUCCAAAUACAUACUAAUUCCACUUUCAUACGAGUAACUAUACCCUGUUACCAAUACAAGUCUCAUCAAGAAGGUAUUCCAGAGCUCCGCAUCCGUUCUCCUUGAUGCAGCAUCGUUCCAUACCCAGCACAUAACACAAUCCCAUGAUCGGCGGUCAACGAGUUCUCAGCAAGGUAUAAGUGACCGCAGUGAAAGGCUGCGGUCGAGAAACGCUUUUAUGCGUUCGUUUUGUCUCUCUUCUUCCAACUCUCCGGACUCACCGGUUCUCUCAUCUAGUAAACGAUGGUAGUGGUAGUAGUUGCCUCAUACCAGAUUCCCCGUUAUGUUGAAGUCCGCGGACCUCAGGAGAGGGCAUGGAUCACGCACUCAGAGUCCUCAAAGAUCUCACCUUCUCAGGAUCUCAGCCUCCGGCCGUAGACGUACUGAUUUUUACUGCUAUGUCUCCCCACGCGAAUCCGUAAAGUGCCGUCCUCUUUGUACUGACUUGUAAAGAGCUUUCUUUGAGACAUACGAGAAACUUGGCAUAACGUGUAUCCAUCGUGCGUACACUUUUAUACACAACUGUUGCAGAACGCGCUCACUCAAGUUACUAACGUGCAUCAUAAAGUGAACAAGUGUUUUAUACGUGCAGCAUCUGGUUCUCUCUCUUUCUCAGAUGAUACGUAAUUUUGAUCGAAUGGCCAAGUGACGAAUUGACCUCAAAACCAAUCAACGAUUCCACCAUGGCUUCCUGGCUGGUGUACGGUCUGAUAUUGGCUAGUGCAAUAUUAUCAGAAUGUGCACAAUGGCGGCCCUGCGUAGAGCUCAAGAGGAACCUGAACGUUCCUUGCAAAUGCACCUUAUCGCCAAAUCAUCAAAGGGCCAUCGUCAUGAAUUGCGACAGGAUGAUCUUCACUCGGGAGACCUUGGAAAACUUGAAGGAUCAACCGAUAGUUUCACUGAGUCAAACGCACUGCGGAUAUCAGAGUCUUCCAGAAGAUCUUCUUCGCGCCGGUCUUCCUCUGGAGAAACUCGAUCUCUCUGGAAAUUUCAUACACAGACUAAUGGAUCGUCUUCUGCAAGUUCAAAAGCAUCUCAAGGAACUCAGACUAGCUGAUAACUUACUUGGUGAUAAUCUCAACCCAAUUUUCUCGAGCAAUGAGUUUCACGAGAUGUCUGAGUUGAGAUUGUUGGACCUCCGUGGAAAUGGCUUGAGAAGCAUAGAGGAAGGGAUCUUCAAGGGAUGCUGGAACCUUGAGGAAUUAUAUUUAGAUAAUAAUAAUUUGACGAUGAUACCAGCAGGAUCGUUAAAGGGACCAAGAGCCAUCAGAAUUUUAACCCUAGCGGAAAAUAAUAUCGCAUCUCUUCCUCGUGGUGCUUUUUCAACCUUGGGAGAAUCUCUGCUGCACAUUGACUUGAGUAAGAAUGAAUUGUCUUACAUGGAGGAUGGUGCACUGUCUGGUCUUGGUCGUCUACUGUUCUUCAACAUUUCCCACAACGAUCUGACUCGUUUCAAUAGCGACGUUUUCAAGGGUGCUUACAAUCUCCUGCAAUUGGAUCUCUCUGCAAAUUUUCUGCAAGACUUUCCAACUGAUGCUCUACGUCACUUAGAGGAUUUAAAAUUUCUCAAUAUCUCCAAUAAUUUGAUCACUGGAAUUGAACGUGCCAAUUUAGCGAGUAUGACUGAACUCCAAGUAUUGGAUCUUAGUAGGAAUAAUAUAGCGCGUUUAGGAGUAAACACAUUUUCCAGUCUUUCUUCUCUUAUUAGACUUGAUCUGAGUCUCAACGCACUAAGAACGAUCGAGGAAUCGUCCUUCGAGGGCUUGACAAAUCUGAAGUGGCUGUCCCUUCAAGAUAACAAUAUCUUAUUGAUCCCGACUUCAGCUUUGGCACGAUUACCAUCUCUUGCUCAUCUUCAUAUAGAGUUUAAUCGGAUAGCUGCUUUAUCGUCGGAUUUGAUACGUUCUGCAGCGCCGACCUUAGUUACUCUUGGUCUGACGCGUAAUUUGAUUCGCGAAAUACCGUCGAGACUGUUCUUUAAUUUUGAAAGAUUGACUAGCAUUAAACUUUGCGGUAACAUGUUGUCGUCAAUUUCGCAAAAUACCUUCACAGGUCUCGAAGACACCUUGUUAAAUCUUGAUCUUUCUUAUAAUCGAUUGACAGCCGUUACAGAGCUUCCUUUGCGAAAUUUGCUCUUAUUGAAUUUAGCGGGGAAUCAACUAAAGCGAGUCUCUCCUGAGACAUUUAAGUUUUUGCCAAAUUUACAGUAUCUAAACUUGAGUAAUAAUCCACUUUAUGGUGGUUUCCCACCGAUCUUCCCUUCGUCGUUAAUCACCUUGGACAUAUCAUACACCGGUCUAAAGAUAUUACCUUCUGUGCUAUUUCUAAAUCUCGAGUCUCUUGAGAAAAUAUCACUAGCAGGAAACCAUCUUCAGGAAAUUGUCGAUGGUACUUUUCAGCAUCUCUACAAUUUGUCAUCAAUUGACUUGUCAUACAAUGCUAUUGAGACUAUAAAGAAUAGUGCCUUCGUGGGACUCGUCAAUCUUUACGAAUUGAAAUUAAGAGGCAACAGGCUGACCAGCUUCGUAGGAGAACAUUUCAACACUGGAACUGGUCUAGAAAUUCUGGAUUUGUCUGAUAACAGAAUCACCACCAUAUCACCAACAGCAUUCGUAAUUCAUCCGAGAUUACGAGAGAUAGACUUAUCUCGUAAUCGUUUCACGCAUUUCCCAAGUGAUUUUCUGAAGUCCCUCCAGUUCUUGGAGAAGGUUGAUAUAUCUGGUAAUAUGUUGCGAACCGUGAAUGAGUUCGCUUUUUCACAAAUGGGACGCCUUCGAAUACUGAAUUUAUCAAGAAACAAAAUUGAAUCGGUAGAAGAAUUGGCAUUUCACAAUUCCACUCAACUGCAAAUAUUAGACUUGUCAAAUAACGAAUUGGAAUUGCUCAGCGAGCGUACCAUGGAAGGUGUUUAUCGAUUGGAAUUUUUAAAUCUGCAAAACAAUAAGCUGUCUUCCUUGCCAGAAACUAUAUUCGAUCCGUUAAGGAUUCGUGCAUUGGAACGAAUUAAUCUGUCUGGUAAUAAAUUCAACGAAAUUCCAAUUCGUGCUUUACAGAGACAAUCUUCGUCUUUGUUCGGGCUAAACAUUGCUAACAACAAGAUGAUAGAGGUUUUCACACAAGAUAUUGUGAGCAACGUCAAAGAACUAGAUCUCUCCAAUAAUCCCCUGAGUGAAAAUGCAGUAAGAGGCAUUUUGGGCGAGGCAAAGAUUCUCCGUUCCUUGAAUCUUGCCAAUACAGGAAUCAAGAAUAUUACCAGGCUGGAGACGCCUUUCCUAAGGUAUCUAAAUCUAUCAGGAAACAGUAUAACAGAUAUGAGAUCUCCAACACUAGAACGUACUACUCUACUAGAAACCCUGGACAUAUCCAAGAACAACUUAUCAGAUUUUAGCAAUCUAAUAUAUACAUUCCGGACGCUACCAGUGCUUCACGUAUUAGAUAUAUCUGGCAACGACGUGAAGACCAUCAAUGAGAGUAGUUUCAAUGGUCUUAACGCACUGCGUGUUCUAAGAAUGACAAAUUUAACAGAUUGUAUUAGAAUUGAAAAGAAUGCUUUUAAGCCACUAUCUAAACUACGAUCUCUCUACGCCUAUGAUUACCCACGACUUGGUUACUUCGACGUACAAGGUAUUCUCAAGGACAUGAGCAACUUGGAGGUUCUCGACAUAGAGAUAAAGGAUUCUUCAGUAGGAAAUGACCAGCUGUUCAUCGAAACUCAUCCAAAAUUACAAGAAUUGACCCUAAGAGGUGAAAGGCUUCGAAAUAUAUUGCUCAGUGCAUUGGUGGGAGUUCGUAGUUCAAGAUUAUACAUCGGCCUGAAGAAUUCUUCAAUCGAGUCAAUACCAGCAGCAUUAUUCUUCCCGGUUCCACGUUCUACCAAAAUAGAGUUAGAUAUUUCCGGUAGUCAAUUCUCAAAAAUAUCCCCACAACUAUUGGCAGCGCUGGACGAGCGAAGUGGUACAGUGAAGCUGCUGGGUCUGGAUACUAAUCCAAUAAACUGUGACUGUGAAUCAAAGCAUCUUUGGCGCUGGUUGAAAUCAUCCCGCAACGUCACUCCAAUCAGAUGCAAAACACCAGAGUAUCUUUUUGGCAGAGUCUUUACAGAUCUUCCAGAGGAUUAUCUCUCGUGCGAUCACACGUCAUCUACUAAGUUCCAAACAACUGAAACAACAACGUCUAUGAAGUCUACGACUUCUGAACCUGAAAUCAUCUGGACUGUUGCACCCACUGCACAUGAUAUGCAAAACAAGCACCACAAUGGUGAUCUGGCAAAUUCCUCAACUGGAAACACAACCGGUACUGACGAUACUCUGAUCAUUGGUAUCGUAGGUGGCGUCGUGGCGUUUAUAGCUAUCGUCGUCAUUAUUAUUUGCAUAUGCCGUAUUAGGUGGAGCAAUCAAGUCAAUGAAGCUCGCAUGGCAGCUAUGACUUCCAGCAUACACGAAGCUUCUGUUAUCAGACCAGGCAGUACUUAUUCAGGAAAAAUGAACCAGGAACUUUAUAUGGGAUCUUAUAAUGGAUCGACUUUAGAUCAUGGUACUGGUAUCGCAGGAUCACCUGUACCUACAACGCCAGUUCAGAUGAUGCCAUUUGUGCAACCUAUGCAUAUGGUGCAUCCUGUGCAUGUUCCAUCGUCUCAACAAAUUUACGGGUAUUAUGAUAAUCCCCCUCUACCUAUGUAUAUGACGUAUUCUUCAGAAAAUAAGUUCGAUAGAUAAUCACGGUAGCCGUGGAAACGUUCGUGCGUUUUUUUUAAAAGCUUAGUCAUUUAGAGAAAUGCAUGCAAUUAUUCAUGUUCUUUUUUAUGAUGAUUAUGUGUACGUCGCAUGUAUUUUCCAUGUGACAAGAUACGCAGGUAAUAAUUAUUGAAUGUAUUUCCGGUGCUUAUUUUUAUCUGCUGUUCCAAUACUUCUUGUAUGUACUAAUGCAGCGAUUACAUCCACGUUCAGAGCUAAGCUAGAGUGAAAAAAUACUUUGUCAAGUUUUUUAAGCUUGACUACGAAUAUGUAUCGGUUUCAUAUUAUAAAUUAUUUUAAUUAGUACGCGUUAAAUAUUCGCUACGUAAUAUAAUUAUUGUUCUGCUACCAAAUCCGUGAGACAUUAUAAAUAGAUGUAAUUGACCUGUGUCAGAGUUACAAACAGAAAUGAAUAUUCAUGCGUGUUGUCUUCGCUGUAUGUCAUUGAUAUAUGAAGAUAUUAGAGAACGGAUUAUAGAUAAUACGAAUGUAUUUUUAUAAAGUAUCUCUAAGAGCGAGUUUAUGUUCACGCAGUAGUGUAAUUUUAUAUUACAAACCUACAUAUUGUACAUAUUCAUAUCAAAUGUUUUAUUUAAUUUAUAUGCUAAUAUAAUGUAAUUAUUCAUAAUAAUAAAUUAUGCGUAAGAUUAAAAGUUAUGCAAUAGGCCAUGAUAAAUUCCUUGAUACGCAUGUAAUCAGAAAUUGCAAAACGAAAAAAAUGUUUGCUCAUUUGA
Messenger RNA from Cephus cinctus (wheat stem sawfly), 5755 nucleotides. Its product is annotated as protein artichoke. Gene Ontology annotation, cellular component: extracellular matrix. The coding region runs from base 972 to 5003 and encodes 1343 amino acids. Gene Ontology annotation, molecular function: protein binding. Lineage: Eukaryota; Metazoa; Arthropoda; Insecta; Hymenoptera; Cephidae. The record is from RefSeq and is a predicted model, not a curated record. The transcript has 6 exons.